Messenger RNA from Cyanistes caeruleus (blue tit), 2020 nucleotides. NCBI's taxonomy places the organism in Eukaryota, Metazoa, Chordata, Aves, Passeriformes, Paridae. The record is from RefSeq and is a predicted model, not a curated record.
UCCGAGCGCUGUGGAAGGACCUGCCUUGUCAGGCUGAAGCAGGACGGAUCCCAACCCUCCCUUCUCCACCACGGCUUGGUUUCCAAGCCGUUUUCAGGCAGAUGCCAGGAUGCCGAUGGAUCCUGGGUCUGCGUAGCACAACUGCAAGGCGGUAAAGCAGAGCUCAAGAGCAUGGUGAGCUGGUGUCACGCCAAUAAACAAACUGGUUCCUCAGAGAAGCCAGGGACAAGCUCUAGUUUUAUGCCCUAAAUGCGUUCUGCUGGAAAAAUUACCAUAGUCCCAGAAGUGUAGGCAAGAGAUGGCAAACACCUUUUGCCUGGUUUUUAGAGUAUCAGUGGGAAAAAACCCUGUGUUUAAAGGCUCCACCUUCCAUAUUCUCUUUCAAGGAAGUGAAGGAAAACGGCCAAACCACAAGACCUUGAGCCUCCCGAAGCGGUUACACCCCUGUUUUGCCAGGAACCCGUAAUCCUGCUUUUGUUUUUCUGAGCAGAGAGCUGAGAUGCAGUACCUGCUGUGGGAUGCUCUCUGGAGCAUUGCCUUUGGCAAACUGGGUGGGCCUUGGCACUGAGACUUGCUCUUAUUCCCCCCAGGUCAAUGUUGGGUGCGUGCCAAAAAAGGUGAUGUGGAACACGGCUGUCCACGCGGAGUUUGUCCACGAUCACGCUGAUUAUGGCUUUGAAACAUCGGGUGUCAAGUUUAACUGGAGGACCAUCAAGGAGAAGCGUGACGCGUACGUGCGGCGCCUCAAUGACAUCUACGAGAGCAACGUUAAGAAGGCUCGCAUUGACAUCAUCCGGGGCUACGGCAAGUUCACCGCGGAUCCCCAGCCAACCGUGGAAGUGGACGGGAAAAAGUACACGGCUCCUCACAUCCUGAUAGCCACCGGGGGCCGCCCGGCUGUCCCUUCUGACAGCGAGGUUCCCGGCGCCAGUCUGGGGAUGACCAGUGACGGCUUCUUCGACCUGGAGGAGCUGCCCAGGCGCAGCGUCAUUGUCGGGGCUGGCUACAUCGCGGUGGAGAUCGCGGGGAUCCUCUCCACGCUGGGCUCCAAGUCAUCCCUGCUCAUCCGUCACGACCAGGUCCUGCGAACCUUUGACUCCCUGAUCAGCUCAAACUGCACCCAGGAGCUGGAGAACACCGGGGUGGAUGUCUGGAAGCACACACAGGUCAAGAGGGUCUCUAAAUCUUCGUGUGGGCUGCUGGAUGUGACGGUGACCUCGGCGGUGCCCGGCCACAAGCCGACCGAGGGGGUGAUCCGGGACGUGGACUGCCUGCUGUGGGCCGUGGGGAGGCAGCCCAACUCUGAGGGGCUGUGCCUGGACCGAGUGGGCGUGCAGGUGGACCCCCAGGGCCACGUGGUUGUGGAUGAGUACCAGAACACCACCAGGAAAGGGAUCUACGCGGUCGGGGAUGUCUGUGGGAAAGCCCUCCUCACUCCAGUGGCCAUCGCAGCUGGCAGGAAGCUGGCCCACAGGCUCUUCGAGGGCAAGCAGGACUCACGGCUGGACUACGAGAACAUCCCCACGGUCGUUUUCAGCCACCCGCCCAUCGGCACCGUGGGGCUCACUGAAGAGGAGGCUGUGGCCAUACAUGGGAAGGACAACGUGAAGACCUACAACACAUCCUUCAUUCCCUUGUACCACGCUGUCACCCAGAGGAAGGUGAAGUGUGUGAUGAAGCUGGUGUGCACCGGCAAGGAGGAGAAGGUGGUGGGAUUGCACAUGCAAGGGCUGGGCUGUGAUGAAAUACUGCAGGGCUUUGCUGUGGCCAUCAAAAUGGGGGCCACCAAGGCCGACCUGGACAACACCGUUGCCAUUCACCCCACUUCUGCUGAGGAGCUGGUGACACUGCGCUGAGGCUGCAGGCACGGACACCCCAGGGAUGGCGGCUGCAGCUGGGAAAAAUGUUUGAGGUGUUCUCAGAAGUGCCUUACUGCUGGGUGGGUGCCUGGAGGGUGUGUCUGUAACGUUGGUGUGGCUUGCUCUGGAGUGGGAAGUAAAGAUGCUGAUGCUGGCGAGUC